Messenger RNA from Rhizopus microsporus ATCC 52813, 1536 nucleotides. Its product is annotated as WD40 repeat-like protein. The record is from RefSeq and is a predicted model, not a curated record. Gene Ontology annotation, cellular component: nuclear pre-replicative complex. Bases 61 to 1536 code for a protein of 491 amino acids. Gene Ontology annotation, biological process: DNA-templated DNA replication; rRNA processing. Gene Ontology annotation, molecular function: protein binding. Lineage: Eukaryota; Fungi; Mucoromycota; Mucoromycetes; Mucorales; Rhizopodaceae. The transcript is spliced from 2 exons.
GCUUAACAUCUGAUAUUGCAUAACUUUUUUUUUUCUUCUUUUAUCUUUAUCCUUUUCCUUAUGGUGACUGAAGUAGCUUUAUCUGCAUCCAACACUGACAGCACUAUUCAUGUGUGGGAUAUUCGCUCUGGGUCGAGCCUUUUCUCGUUCAAGCAAAGCCAAUCAGUCAAAGGUGGCCUUACACUUGUUCCUAAACCAGGCAACACCUUUCAAGUGGGAUCUGUCGUCAGUGCUCAAACCGAUCGAGCGAUCCUCAACGUGUAUCAGUUUCAUAAAGACCAAAUUAUGCACAAAAUGAUUACAAGUGAAAAGAUGAUUAGUGUGGCUGCCUCUCAUCAAGGCCAGUACUUGGCAGCUGCCACUGCUACAGGCAAGGUGUAUUUGUGGCAUAUACCCACUGGUCAUUUGAUGCGUAUGUUUGAAGCUCACUAUCGACCUGUUCAUCGCUUGGUAUUCAGUCAUGAUGAUGCUACACUAUUAACAGCCAGUGAAGAUGCCUCAGUCAAUGUCUGGCUGUUGACUCACUUGAUAGAAGAAGAUAGACCAGCGCCCUUAUAUUCUUGGUCAGACCAUACAUUGCCAGUGACUGACCUCUAUGUCGGACAUGGACAACUAUCAGGCGCUCGAGUAUGUACGGCAAGUUUAGAUCAUACGGUCAAGCUUUGGGAUAUGGCAACAGGUCACCUUUUGACAACUUUCUUAUUUCCUAAACCAGUAUCAAGCGUGGUUUUACACCCUUCAGAAACGAUGAUAUUUGCAGCAUGUGAAGACAAAAUUUACUCUGUAGACCUGUACAGACGUCGACAAGAUCAAACUUAUGAAAGUGUAGGAGGUAUGGGUCGAGUAGAGUCUGUGGGCAUCAAAGAUCAUUAUCAGGAUAAACCCAACCUGGGUACUGUGUUCAGUGGACACAAGGGCACGGUCAACUCUCUCAGCUUAUCAUUUGAUGGAACUCUAUUGAUCUCUGGAGCAGAAGAUGGUGAAUGUAUUGUCUGGGAUGUCAUCAGUCGACAAAGUUUACGCACAUUUGGACUGCACAAAGGGCCCGUCACACACGUCUCUUGCUUUUUGAGACCUAUAGAAUUACAACCCAAUGCACCACAGAAUAUCGUACCCAUGCCAUGGGCUCCCUUGAAGCGUAUGAUGGUUACAUCUGAAGAAGAGCGUCGUAGCGCCUCACUGCAAAUGAUUCAAAAUACAUCUACUGAUUUACUGAAUCAAUACCAAUCUAUAGAAGAAGGCACUUUCUACCUAGAGUCUGAAAGAUCCAAGGCCAAGCAGGCAUCGGCCAAUAUGAAACAGUUGAAACCAAGUGACGCGAAUGAAUCUCUUCAGAGUCAAGUAGAGACACUUCGAUCCGAACUAUUAAAGGUUAAUGCACACUACCAAAAGUCAAAAUCUUUGCAGAAGCAAAUGUACGAUACAAUUGUAGAUAAAUUCAUGAAUGAACGAAAAGAAAAUAAGAAGCGAAAAUUACAAGACGAUGAAGAAGAAGAAGAUGAUGAUGAUGAGGAAAAUGAAGAACAAACUGUAUAA